ACUCAUUAUAAUAGUUAAAGUAUAAAUGCGUUUGUUUGCAUAAUAGAGUCUUCUUAAGAAUAUGACAUGAACGUUUAAAGCAACUCAAACCUUUCUUAGACAAUAGGACUUGAUUUGCUUCACAAUGUAAUUCUAAGAAAUAAGGGUACAUGUGAACCUUGCCAUUAACACCGUCUCACCUUCUACACAGGCACUAUACGAUCAAGGUCUAAGGUUGUUCUUCUUGGCUGGAGUAGGGCCAAUUGGCUGCACCCCUUCUCAGAAAACAGCGGCUCAACUGCCUGCUGAUAAAUGUGUUAACUUCAGCAAUGAUGUGGUUCAAAUGUUCAACAUAAGGCUAAGAACCUUGGUUGAUCAAUUUAAUGUCACACACCCAAAUGCAACUUUUAUUUUUGGAGAUACUUUCCAGGCUCUGACGGAUAUACUUGCUCAUCCUUCCCAAUUUGGAUUAACAGAAUUGGAGAGAGCAUGCUGUGGAGUGGGGCGAAAUAAUGCAGAAAAAAUGUGUCUUCCUUUACUAAUACCAUGUUUAAACAGGAAUCAAUAUGCUUUCUGGGAUGCAUUUCAUCCAACAGAAGCUGUUCACAGGCUCCUAGCUUUAGCGGCAUUUAACGGCCCUAAAUCUUAUUCUCACCCCUUUAAUCUCAAGGAGAUAGUUGAGAUGACCAAAGUUCAGAUCUGAAUUCCCCUGUUCUGUAAACUAAAACUUGUGUAAAAGUGCAGCUAUGAUUGAUAUUUGACAAUGAAGAAGUUAGUAUGUAUACUAAUUCAAUUUAUUGAACUAAUGUAUUACUUACAGUGCAUAAAUGUAGCUUCUGCAUGUAUUUAGCAGUAGUUGUGUUUAUUAUAGGCAUAUAGCUUGACAGUCCUGUGUAAUCGAUUUUCAAGGUUUAAAUAAUGAAUUAAAGGAAAUUUUAUAGCUCUUGUUGCACCUAAAAAUUUUAAGGCUUCUAGACUCCUAAUAACCAAAAUAUAAUUAUGUUUAUAAUCCAAUUGAGUUUGUUUCAUGUAAACUUAAGGUUAAUUAGACCCGAAAAGCAAAAUAACCAAGCAUACACACCACAAGUUGAGUUCAAAUUGUCUGCAUCAGCCUACUGCCAAAAAAAACUUGGUUAAAAUUUCUUUGAUGAUAAAUUUGAUUGAGAGAGUCUCAUACUCUCAUGUGAUAUACAGAUUGGUUGAAUUCUUCACUGGCGAUUGCAAUCCUGCAUCAGGCUUCAAAGGUCUAAGUUCUACGUCUUCAUCAAUACAGAGGCAUAUAAUAAGGUUGAACUAGAAAAGGAAAUA
Messenger RNA from Chenopodium quinoa (quinoa), 1287 nucleotides. Its product is annotated as GDSL esterase/lipase At1g71250-like. NCBI's taxonomy places the organism in Eukaryota, Viridiplantae, Streptophyta, Magnoliopsida, Caryophyllales, Amaranthaceae. Gene Ontology annotation, molecular function: hydrolase activity, acting on ester bonds. The coding region runs from base 323 to 682 and encodes 119 amino acids. The transcript has 2 exons. The record is from RefSeq and is a predicted model, not a curated record.